AACAAGAGUGGCAAGGGGCAAUCUCCACAGGCAGCGAGCCGCAACACUCGGCCAAGUUGCCACUCCACGCCAACAACGCACUCCCUUCUCCCCUCUCUCUCCCCUCUUCUCUCGCCUCCUCUCCUCCCUCUUCUCCUCUCUCGCUCUCUCGCAAGUUUCGCUCCACCCCACUGCCCCACCACCGGGUCCCCUCUCCCCCCAUUCGCCCGGGGCCCCCGUGUCCUGCCCGAUCCUCUUCCGCGGAGCGCGUUUCCCUCCGCCUCUCUCGUCUCUUCUCUUCUCCUCUCCGCCUUCUGUUUGUGUCCAGCAAAGGCGAACUUCGCUUUCGAUACCAGGGAACUGGCUGGGUUAGCCCCUCUUUUUACCCACCCCACACGAGUCUUCUUCUGCCUUCUCCGACGAUCGUCUUUGUUGUUGUUGCUGUUGAUGUCUUGGCCACCACCAAGUCAAGCUACGUGGUCUGGAGGCGAGCAGAAAGAGGAGCAAGCUCCGAAAGCAGUCUCGGUUUGCGUGCGAAACUUUGUUUGAUGAGAGUUUCAUGUCGUCGGAGCCCAGGGGAAUCUGAACCGCGGACGGACGAGCGAGCCUUUGGCAGGUCGGUCAGCGAAAUAAUUAUACUUUGCGGUUCGCCAUCCCCGACCAGUGGGUAAAGAGGGGGGGUUCACGAUGGCUCCAGGCUGUUCGACGGAUGUGAUCGGGGUGCGUUUGGUCAUCUCUCUGGUCCACCUGAUGAUGGUCGUGAAGUCGACGAGCGCCUUCAAUCUGGAUGCUACUCGAGUCAAUGUCCUCUCGGGUCCAGCUGACAGCUACUUUGGCUAUGCGGUGGACUUCUACCUGCCAGCUUCUGACAGCGUGAGUGUCGUCAUCGGAGCUCCCAGGGCAAACACCACCCAGCCCGGAGUGGUAGAAGGCGGCGCCGUCUACAAUUGCCCGUGGGCAGGAGAUGCUGAUUGCACCACAGUCAAAUUCGACACCAAAGGAGACCGCAUGAUCACGCUGCCUACGGAAGCGAGAGAAAAGUUGGAGUAUAAGUCCAAACAGUGGUUCGGGGCCAGCCUACGAACUCAUGGCUCCAAAGUUCUGGCUUGUGCUCCACUCUAUCACUGGAGAACCAUGAAGACCAACAGGGAGAAGGACCCAGUAGGGACCUGCUACUUGUCCUCCGACAACUUCAACAAGUUUUCCGAGUACUCUCCCUGCCGCACAAGUUUUGGAGACCCUCAGGGACAAGGAUUCUGCCAAGGGGGAUUCAGUGUGGACUUCACUAAGUCUGGUCGGGUGGUGCUCGGAGGUCCUGGGAGCUUUUACUGGCAAGGGCAGCUGAUCACGGCCCCCUCUGAGGCAGUGAUGAAAGACCCUACCUCAGAAAGUAUGGUGCGGAGCAUUGAAGGACAGAAGCAAACCAGUUCUGCCCCUCCCAGCUACGAUGACAGCUACCUCGGCUAUUCUGUGACCGUGGGAGAAUUUACCGGUGACAAUCAGCAAGAUUUUGUGACUGGUGUACCGAAAGGCUUUCGGACACUUGGAUACGUUGGAAUUUUAGACGGUGAAAACAUGACGUCCCUGUAUAACUUUUCUGGCGAACAGAUGGCCUCCUACUUCGGAUUCAGCGUUGCGGUCACAGACGUCAAUGGAGACAAGCUGGAAGACGUGCUGGUGGGAGCGCCGCUCUUCAUGGACCGCGGCUCGGACGGGAAGCUGCGUGAGGUCGGCCGCGUUUACCUCUUCCUGCAGGAGCGAACACUGUCCUUCCGUGAGCCGCAGCGAUUCACGGGCGAAGAGAUGUACUCGCGUUUUGGCAGCGCACUCGCCCCGCUGGGCGACGUCGACCAGGACGGUUUCAAUGAUGUGGCGGUCGGGAUCCCUUUUGGCGGAGAGAACCGGCAGGGUCUCGUGUACAUCUACAACGGCGACAAGGAUGGGCUAAAGCCAGCUCCUUCGCAGGUGCUGGAGAGCCAGUGGCCAGGGACUAGCAUGCCCUCCAGCUUCGGUUACGCCUUGCGCGGCACAGUCGACGUGGACAAAAACGGAUACCCAGAUCUUGUUGUGGGUGCUUUUGGCGCUUCCAAGGCUAUAGUGUACAGGGCACGUCCGGUGGUAACAGUGGAAGCAGAACUUCAGCUCGAACCACAGAUCAUUAACUUGGAAAGCAAGGACUGCAAACAGGCUGGGAGCACAUCUUCCUUCGCAUGCUUCACGGUGAAUUACUGCGUGCAAGUCGUAGGCAAGGGCGCUCUAUCCUCCACGGAGCUUAACCUGGAGCUGCAGUUGGACCGGCUGAAGCAGAAGGGCACCAUCAAGAGGGCUCUCUUCGCCACCACGCAGCAAUCGCGAUAUGAGCAGCGCAUCACCAUCAACAAAGGAGCAGGCCCCACUUGCAACAAGCUCACCGUGUACCUUCGUGACGAGACGGAGUUCCGGGACAAGCUGACGCCUAUCGCCGUGAGCCUCAACUACACGCUCAUGGAGGAGGCGACUUUAGCCUCCCAGGGGCUGCGGCCAAUCCGCAACCACUUCAGCCCCGACCACAUCCAGAAGCAGGCGCAUAUACUUCUGGACUGUGGGUCGGACAACAUUUGCGUGCCAUCUCUCAAGCUCUCGGCUCUGUCAGACCGAAAGCAGCUGUACAUCGGCGACGAGAACUCCCUGGUGCUCACGGUGAACUCUCGCAACGACGGGGAAGGCGCCUACGAGGCGGAGCUCCACGUGGUCCUGCCGCCCGAGGCCGAUUACGUCGGCGUCGUCCGAAAUAACGAGUCCCUUGCCAAGCUCACGUGUGCGUACAAGACAGAAAACUUGACCCGCAGUGUGGUGUGUGAUCUGGGAAACCCGAUGAGAGGAGGCACCAACCUGCUGGUUGGACUGAGAUUCAGCGUUCAGCGACUGGAGGAGGCUGUGUCGCCCAUUCAAUUCAGCCUCCAUAUCAAGAGCUCCAAUGAAAAAAGCCCAGAGAGCAAUACGGAGACGGUUGUGCUGCCGGUGGGAGUGUUCGCGCAAGUGAAUCUAGUUGGGGUGUCCAUUCCCGAUCAGAUUGUGCUCCCCAUCAUAAACUGGGAGCCAGUUGAGAACCCUGUGAAAGAAGAGGAUAUUGGACCAUUGGUGCAGCAUGUUUAUGAGCUCCGUAACAUUGGGCCCAGUCGCGUGGGCUCUGCAGAGAUGGAUCUCAGCUGGCCCCUGCGAUCCGACGACGACUACCUCCUCUAUGUCCUGGCGCUGAACACGGAGGGUCCCAUUAAGUGUGUUCCUGACUCGUCGAGCAAGAUCAAUCCUCUUAACCUCAAGCUGAGUAACUCGCACGAUGCGCCGGGCGCGAAUGAAACGGGCAACCAACAUAAGGAAAACCCCCGUGAUAUCCAUCGCCGGGAGCUUCAACGUGGCGAGGCAGACUCAAAAUCCCCCAGGACUCUGAACUGCAGCACUUCCGAGUGCUUGCACAUUCGCUGCACGGUGCAGACAUUGGAGAGUGGCCACAAUGCUGUGCUACAGAUUAAGUCACGCCUCUGGGCCAAAGCCUUCAUGGAGAAGGAGAGCCAGCAGCACACCAUCGAAUCGGCGGCACACUUCUUCGUCAAUGACAUGCCCUACAAGAUCCGUCCCGAGAAGCUCCCAAGUGGGGCCUUCCAGGUCACCACCAGUGUCGCGUGGGCCAACCAGGAUGGUAACCAGCCCGUGCCCGUAUGGGUCAUCAUCGUGGCUGUGCUGGCAGGGCUGCUCCUCCUCUCCCUCCUCGUCUUCGCCAUGUGGAAGAUGGGAUUCUUCAAGCGGGUGCGGCCACCACAAGAGGAUAACGGAGAGGAGCAACAGCUGCACACGGAAGAGAAUGGCGGUGACCAUGCCGACGCAUAGCACCUUUACUGGAGAAGAUCGCCUUAACCUGGCCGUUUAGUGCUAGACCUCAGCGCCAAUGCCUUGUCUCUCCGGACCACCUCCUCCACCCACUAAUUCUCCCCCCCCCCCCCCUUUCCUUUACGUGCGACAGUAGUUAUACAUACAAUGCAUAUGCCAACACUGGACUCUAUUGGACUCUACGGAACCUCGUGGUGCAUCGCUGUUACUGGUGAAAUUGCAAUUUUGUAACGUAAUGUGUCACUCAGCUCUCUUGUGAAAAUUAGGGAAUACCGUGGCUUGUCGAAGUCAUGGUGGAGAUAGGCAAACGUCAUGAACUACCCAGAGUUGUUUUAGCAUUGAUGGCUGUAGAAUACCGAAAUGUGGUGGUGUGCCCCUCAAGAUGUGUCCUGUUUUCUUGGCUGGCCUCGGAAGAGCAGCCGUUGCUUGUCUAGAUGAUGAUUAUAUAAAUAGCGACAGUACUUUUCUUACCCAUCUGGAUCAAGUUGCAUUCUGGUUUUCUUUACCCCUCUGCUGUCUUUGCGUGGUUUAAAAUAAUCACAAGAGUUGUUACGAUUGGAUGAAACGAGUUUUUAAUACACGCUAGCAAAUAGCGAUGUUUACUAACUCGCGACCCUUAAUUUUGAUCACCAGUGCGCUUCACCUAUAAAGGAUGUGAUGCAUCUGUGCUCCCCCCCCCCACCCCCUUCAUGAAUUGCUUUUUUGCCUUCAGCUGUUUUCGACAGUGAUUUGUAUGAGCCAUCACGGAUGCUGGUAUUUAACCGGGCUGAAUCGUCUUUGGUGUGGGAUUUUCUUUCUGCCUGAGAUGGGUUAACCCCCUGGCUUCACACUUGGGGACAAUUCAGAAUUGUCUUUCCUGUGAAUAAUGGACAUUCUUGUUCUUUGGAGCGUGAGCAUGGCCAUGCCAUUUUCUUAUAUCACAUCGAGACGAUUAACCCACCAAAUUUUGAGGUUAAUCGGGUUCAAUUUCUCCAAAGUAAUUGUGUGCUAAUUGUCAAAAGUUUGCCAUGUUUUCAUGAAGUCCGUUUGAAUAACAUAACAUCAUGAAUCAAGUCUGAUAAACCUGUUACAGCUGAGAAAUGUAAGUAGGGAUGAGUGAUGUUUGUGCAUUCAAGGGUUUAUUAUUUUAAUCUAGCCAAUCAAAUAGCAGGUUUAUUGUAAGUGGAGUUCUUUGUGGACCCGGUGAACUGCUAACCUUGGUCUUGUACUAAGUUGGGAUAGCACCUGCUUCAGUAAAUUUGCACUUCUUACCAUUUAGCUUUUAAUCUUGGUUAAUAACUGCUUCUUAAAAUACACGUAAACACUCCUUAACAAUACUUUUCAAACAUGUGUUAGGUCAUUAGAGAAUGUGCACAUUAACCAGAAUUAAUAUCUAUGAAGAUGUUGUUUCUUCAAAGUUCAAAAUAUUUUGUUUAGAUGUUUAUGCCGAAUUAUUGUUUUUCCUUUAACUGCUGGCGCUGGCAAUUAAUUUGCUCCUAACAUUCCAAAAAGCCUACUGAAUGCGGGGUCAUUUACUACACUCGUGUCAGGAGAUGUUAUAGCUUUGGCUCAUCGAAGCAAUGAUAGAUUUGGCAAUUAAUUUUUACAUUUCUCCGUAAUAGUAUUUCAAAUCUGCACUCCUGCUCUAUGUUCUGCACCGAAGACUGGUGCCAGCACAUGUAUAAUUUGUUCAUCCCAAGAAGAAAGUGUUGUUUGGACAAGUUUCCAACCCACUGUAUAUAAAUUAAGUGAUGAAAUCUGUGAACAGGGAUCAAUUCUAAGGGGUGAUGCCGGUUUGUGUUGGUCUAAUGCGAUUUGGAGCUUGGCUUAUUUCUCAUGGUGCUUGGGAUAAUGUUUCCACAAUUAUACUGUAUAGAUAGCAUGCUGUCAAACAUUUCAAGCAUUUGCAGUUAACUUGUGUGCAAUAUUUUUAGAUGCUGUUUAACAAUAUGCAGGAGAUGCAAUAGAAUGUCUUUGGGGGCUUGGUUGAAUUGCAAGGCAUUUUGUUUACCAGUGGGAACGAUUUUUUACUUACCCAUAUUUUUUUUGGACAAGCGGUAGGUAGCAGAGCAUGAUCUUUUUUGUGGCUGUGCUGUAUAGAUGUCCAAUGCCUGUUUUGCGUUAUACUGCAUUUUUUUGGCAUGAUCUCUGAUGUUCGGCUGCACAUCCUGGGAGCUCCUUCAGGAACUUCAGUUCUUCAGGAACUUCCGUCAGUUCCAGAAGAACUUAAGUCAUGCCUAACAACAUGUGGCACAACUCAAUAACACGUCAGAGAGCUAAAGCUGUAUUAUUGUAGACAGGCUCUGUAGGAUCGGCCAUAAAACUCAAAAAUUUCAUAUGGCAAGGCCAAAAUUUAAAGUUUUUCAGCAUUUUUUUUCCCACAUUUCAUUGUAAUUGCAUUACUGCCAUGUUAUUCACAACGUAUUUGUCUGCACGUAGAUAAUCACUUUAAUAUUUGGUAAAAAAAAGUCAAUUUGUAAGUUAUCAAAUGACAGAAACUUUCAGUACUUUCUGACGCUUGAUAACAAUAUGUCAUUACAUUGUCCGUCUUGGGUAAUAUCUUCAGUUUAAAUUUUUAUUCCAUCGAAUGAAAAUGCAACUCACUUGUUUGCUUAUGAAGGUAAUGGUGCAGCCCAGCAGUUACUUGCCACUGCUGGCAAGGUAGUAGGUGCAGUGAUUUUCGACACAAGCAGUGUCCUUAAAUGCACACCUUGAGUGCCAAACAAGACACUGAACAAAAUCGUGGACAUUUUAUAAGGGCUGUCAUGAAUUUAUAAAAUUGAUAGUAUGUGGUCUAAUUAUCUAUAUCAUGGUAACAUGGUUAAAUUUGCAACAGUCAUGUUGAGUAAAGAGAUGUUCAGCUCCAGCGAGAUAAUAUAGUAAAAUGUAUCAUUGGUGUUUAUACUCCGUUUUCUCUCUGUCACGAUAGGUUCCCUUUUGUUUGUAGAAUGUUGCUGAUAAUGGGCAAGGACUGUUUCUGUCGAGUGUCUAGAUGUGGGUAAGGAACUCGUGUCUCUGUGGAGUUAUUUAGCCGACCAAGCUGUUUGUGGUGAGCAUGCCACCACCAAUCUAAAUCGGUCCUGGCCAUUUGAAUCCCACUUUUGUAAUAUUUUGUUUGGCAAAGAAUUUCCUCCAGUGGUCUGUUAAUUAAAUUACUUAAACAUUUCACAUUGAGGAAUGCCUGUAAGCUAAAACAAAGUACUCGUCAAAUGCUGUAGAUUUUUUUUCUAUUUUUCAGCUUGAUAAUUUAAGGUUUUUGGUCAAAGCGAUACUAAGUGGUAAAUUAAAAUUGGUAUUCUCUUUAUUAAGGCAUCAAAAUGUACUUUUUUUUACAAGGGAAUGGUUUUAUUAAAUGUUGGUGUGUGUAAAUAUGGGGGUAAUUUUUUUUAAAGGCUGUACUGUAUUUUAGAUUUACUCAUUAAUGUUUCUCUCUUGUAAAAUAUUUUCCAAAGAUGCACAGUGUUUUUAUAAUACACUUUUUUUGUAAAUAGUUGGCAAAGCGA
Messenger RNA from Petromyzon marinus (sea lamprey), 7328 nucleotides. Its product is annotated as integrin alpha-8-like. Gene Ontology annotation, cellular component: integrin complex; external side of plasma membrane. Lineage: Eukaryota; Metazoa; Chordata; Hyperoartia; Petromyzontiformes; Petromyzontidae. The record is from RefSeq and is a predicted model, not a curated record. Gene Ontology annotation, molecular function: integrin binding. Gene Ontology annotation, biological process: cell-matrix adhesion; cell adhesion mediated by integrin; integrin-mediated signaling pathway.